AUGCCCAGAUCCCUCUUAGAGGAGAAGCAGCAGGCCGGCGCAGACGCGCGCGGCGCCGCCGCCGCCACGCCCUCCUCCGCGUCCGCCCCCGCCGCCGCCGCCGCCGCCGCCGAGGACGGCGACGAGGCAGCCGCCGCGCAGCUGCUCGGGGCCGAGCGCGCGACGGCGGGCGAGGAGGCGGAGGAAUGGGAGCUGGCCGGGCGCGGCGCGGCGGCCGCGGCGGCGGCGGCGGAGGCGGACCGCGUGCUGAGUCAGAUGCGGGAGGAGGCGGCGCGGCGGGAUAAGGAGGAGCGGGCGCGGCUGGCAGCGAGGGGCGCGGCGAUGCGGGACCGGCUGGUCGCCUGGCAGGGGUCCCCGGAGGGCCGCCGCUGGGCGCGCGAGCGCGGGCAGCUGCCCAUGGCGGCGAUGCGGGAGCAGUUGGCGGCGGCGCUGGCAACGUCAGACGUUGUCGUUGUCAGCGGCGAGACCGGGUCUGGAAAAACGACCCAGGUGCCCCAGUUCAUCCUGGAAGAGGCCAUCCUGGCGGGCUGCGGCGCUGACGUCAGCGUCGUGGUGACUCAGCCCCGCCGCAUCGCCGCCACAUCGGUCGCUGAGAGGGUGGCCGCGGAGCGGGGGGAGCCCAAGCCCGGGGCGCCCGGUGGCCUCGUGGGUUACCACGUCCGCCUGGACGCCGCCGCCACCCGGGACACGCGCCUGCUGUUCUGCACCACGGGCAUCCUGCUGCGCCGGCUGGCGAGUGACCCGCUGCUGUCAGGAGUGACUCAUGUGAUUGUGGAUGAGGUGCACGAGCGGACGAUGCAGGGUGAUUUCCUGAUGGCUCUCCUGAAGCGCCUGAUGCGCCGCCGCAACGCCGCCCCCUCCCCGGACGCCGCCGACCCGGCCGCCGCCGCCGCGCCGGCCCCGCCGCCGGCCGGCAGUGCGCCGGGCGGCGCGCGGAACGCGGAGGACUGGGAGAAGGCGACCGAGCAGGCCCAGUCGCAGCAUUCACAGCAGCAGCAGCAGCAGCAGCAGCAGCAGCAGCAGCAGCAGCAGCAGCAGCAGCAGCAGGCGGCGGCAGCGGACGGGCGGCCAGAGGAUGGCGGCCGGCGGCCGCCGCGGCUCAAGGUCGUGCUGAUGUCAGCGACGCUGGAUUCAGGGCUGUACAGCGCCUACUUUGGCGGGUGCCCGGUGCUGUCGUGCUCUGGGCGGACGUUCCCUGUUGAGCGGCUCUUCCUGGAGGACGUCUAUGAGGCGACAGGUUACAGGCUGGACCCCGGGGCCAGGGCCGCCCUCCGCGGCGGCGGGCGCGGCGGCGCGGCCGGCGGCAUCAAGGCGGCCGCCAAGGGCGACGCGCGGCGCGCUGGGCUGCUGCGGUCCGGCUGGGGCGACGACGAGGCGGGGGCGGGGCCGGUCAACCCCCACUUUGACCCGGAUCUGUACGAUGGCUACUCGGCCGUGACUCGGCG
This is a messenger RNA of Monoraphidium neglectum, 1445 nucleotides long. Its product is annotated as Putative ATP-dependent RNA helicase DHX29. The annotation marks the transcript as partial. The record is from RefSeq and is a predicted model, not a curated record. Gene Ontology annotation, cellular component: intracellular anatomical structure. The transcript has 9 exons. Lineage: Eukaryota; Viridiplantae; Chlorophyta; Chlorophyceae; Sphaeropleales; Selenastraceae. Gene Ontology annotation, molecular function: RNA binding; ATP binding.